Messenger RNA from Marmota monax (woodchuck), 1879 nucleotides. RefSeq names its product ribosomal protein L7a (gene Rpl7a). Gene Ontology annotation, cellular component: ribonucleoprotein complex. NCBI's taxonomy places the organism in Eukaryota, Metazoa, Chordata, Mammalia, Rodentia, Sciuridae. The transcript has 8 exons. The record is from RefSeq and is a predicted model, not a curated record. Gene Ontology annotation, biological process: ribosome biogenesis. The coding region runs from base 1 to 1824 and encodes 607 amino acids.
AUGGUCGGCCUCGGACGCGUAGCGGGGCCUGUCACCAGAGAGUACAAGACUGAACUUAGCCACCCUCGCCCAGCAGACACGGAUCCAUCUCCGCAGGCGGGCGCCGCCGGGGCCGCGGCGCUCCUCGGGUGCACCUCUCUUCGCCCCAGCACCCGAGGCACCCACUGCCUGCCCCGGACCGCGCGGACCGCGCCGUUCGGGGCUGGCACAUGCGCCCCGCCCGGCGGCGGCCGGGCUCCUUCUCGGGCCCCCACCCGGGUCCCUCUGACCCUGCGCCCCUCUUCCGCUCGCCGCGCUCACCACGGGCGUCAGCCGGCGAAGGCCUGCGUGGCCUGGCCCGCAGCUCUGGUCACGCCGCCCAGCUCGGGCACACACCGCAGACUCGGGCCUGGGCCGCGGGCCGCGAAGGAGCGGAGUCUCUGGGCGGGAGGGAAGGAAAGUCGGCCCGGCAACACAGGCGCCCACGCCUGCAAGAGCAACUCCCAGCGAGCUCUCAACGGUCGCCCGGCCUCUGGCCGAGAGCGUCACCAGCCGCGCACGCGCCGCGCUAGUUCGAAAUCCCGCGAACGCGCCGGCUAUCGCGAUAUCCGAGGCCGGUUACUUAUUACCCACAAUCCCUUCUUCUUUCUCUCUCCUCCUGCCUACCAAGAUGGUGAGUCGUGGUGCAACGUCUGGCCCCGGAUCUGGGUCCGGGUUUCAUCCGCCGUCAUCCGCUUCGGGACACGGCAGCGCGGGUCCGCGGCUCCGCUCGGCGCUAGUGGAGCCCUACUGGAGCCCUACUGGGCUUGGCACAGAGGAGUUGGGCCAGCGGGGAGCAUAGCGCCGCAGUACGGGACUUGGGCGGGCCGAGGCUUAGGCGGCUACGGUUGCUGCCUCGGACUCCGCCUCCGAGCCACGCCGCGGAGCAGCCCGACCGUGCGGGUGCCCCGGGCCGAUGCGCACGUGGGGGAACGGGGGCGCGAGCAGUGCCGUGCGGGCCUGGGGGCGCGAGAGCGGCGCCGACUAACUGGCUCUUCCCCUGCGCAGCCGAAGGGAAAGAAGGCCAAGGGCAAGAAGGUGGCCCCGGCCCCCGCCGUGGUCAAGAAGCAGGAGGCUAAGAAGGUAGUGAACCCGCUCUUCGAGAAGAGGCCGAAGAACUUCGGCAUCGGACAGGACAUCCAGCCCAAAAGGGACCUUACCCGCUUUGUAAAAUGGCCCCGCUACAUCCGGCUGCAGCGGCAAAGGGCUAUUCUCUAUAAGCGGCUGAAAGUGCCUCCUGCGAUUAACCAGUUCACCCAGGCCUUGGACCGCCAAACAGCCACCCAGCUGCUUAAGCUUGCCCACAAGUACAGACCUGAGACCAAGCAGGAAAAGAAGCAGAGGCUGUUGGCCCGGGCUGAGAAGAAGGCUGCUGGCAAAGGGGAUGUUCCCACAAAGAGACCACCUGUCCUUCGAGCAGGGGUCAAUACUGUCACCACCUUGGUGGAGAACAAGAAGGCUCAGCUGGUAGUGAUCGCGCAUGAUGUGGAUCCCAUCGAGCUGGUUGUCUUCCUGCCUGCCCUGUGUCGCAAGAUGGGAGUCCCUUACUGCAUCAUCAAGGGGAAGGCUAGGCUGGGACGUCUGGUUCACAGGAAGACAUGCACCACUGUUGCCUUCACACAGGUUAACUCGGAAGACAAAGGAGCUCUGGCUAAGUUGGUGGAAGCUAUCAGAACCAACUACAAUGACAGAUAUGAUGAGAUCCGUCGCCACUGGGGAGGCAAUGUCCUGGGUCCAAAAUCUGUGGCUCGCAUUGCCAAGCUGGAAAAGGCAAAGGCUAAAGAACUCGCCACUAAACUGGGAUAAAUGUAUGCUGUUGCAUUUCUGUACAUAAAAAUAAUAAAUUGUCCUUCAUCCAGUG